AGAGACAGCGAGCAGCAUGAAGACAGCGAGACAGACAGAAGCGAGAGCGAGACACAGACAGAGCGAAGAGAGCGAGAGAAGCCAGACACAGAGCGAGAGAGCGAGACACGACAGAGCGAGAGCAGCGAGACACAGACAAAGCGAGAGCGAAGCGAGACACAGACAGAGCGAAGAGCAGAGAGCGAGACAAGACAGAGCGAGAGAAGCGAGACACAGACAAGCAGCGAAGACGAAGCGAGAGCGAAGCGAAGACAGAGCAAGAGCGAGACACAGACAGAGCGAAGAACAAGCGAGAAGCGAAAGCGAAAGCGAAGGCGAAGACACAGACAAGCGAGACGAAGCGAGAGCGAGACACAGAGCGAGAAGCGAGACGACAGACGAAGCGAGACGAAAGCGAAGACAGACAAGCGAAAAGAGCGACAGACAAGCGAAGACGAAAGCGAGAAGCGAGGAACAGACGAGAAAGCGAGACACAGACAGAGCGAAGAGAGCGAGACACAGACAAGCGAACGAGACGAAACCAGCGAAAGACAAAGCAAGCCAGCGAGCAAGCGAAAAGACACAGAAGCGGCGAGCGGCGAAAGAGAGAAGCGGCGAGCCAGCGAAAGGGACAAGCCGGCGAGCCAGCGGGACAAGCGAAGCCCGAGCCAGCGAAGAGACAAGCGGCGAGCCAGCGAAAAAGAGACAGAAGCGGCGAGAGCCAGCGAAAGACAAGCCGAGGCGAGCCAGAGCGAAAGACAAGCAGCGAGCCAAGCCCGAAAGAGACAAACUGACGAGCCAGCGAAGACAGAAGCGGCGAAUAAUGAAAGAGACAAGCCAACUGACCAAGCGAAAGAGACAAGCGGCGAGCCAAGCGAAAGAGACAAUGACGAGCCAAUGGCAGACAGAGCCAGCGAACAAAGCAAGCCGGGCGAGCAAAGCGAAGAGACAGAGAAAGCGGUGACGAAGCCGAAAAAGACAGAUAAGCGGCCGAAAGAGAUAAGCGGUAUUUCGAAGAAGCGGCGAAAGAGGCCAAUGGCGAGCCAGCGGGCAAACUGGCCGAAUAGCGAAAGACGAAGCGAGCCAGCGAAAGACAGAGAAGCAAUGACGAACAGCGAAAGAACAAGCGGCGGGCGAGCCAGCGAAAGACAGCAAGCCAGCCAGGCCAGCCGAAAGACAGCAAGCCAGCGAGCCAGCGAACAGCAAGCCAGCGAGCCAGCGAAAAGACAGAAGCGGCGAAGCGAGCCAAUGAAGACAGAAGCGGCGAAGCGAGCCAGCGAAAGACAAACGGCGAGCCAGCGAAAGGGAACGAAGCGAAAACGGCGGCGACAGAGAAAACGAGGAAGCGACAGAAAAACAGCGGCGACAAGAAGAAGCGGCGGCGACAGAAAACAGCGACAAGAAAACGGCAGCGACAGAGAAAACAGCGGCGACAACGCGGCGGCGACCAGAGGAAAACGGCGGCGACAGAGAAAACGGCGGCGACAGAAAACGGCGGCGACAGAAGCGGCGACAGGAAGCAGCGGCGACAGAGAAAACGGCGGCGACAGAAAACGGCGGCGACAGAAAAUGACGGCGACAGAGAAAGCUGACGACAAGCGGCGACGAAGCGAAAACAAGCGCGAACAAGCGAAAGCGAAGAACAAGCCAGCGAACAAGCGGCGAAGAAGCGAAGAAAGCGGCGAAGAAAGCAGCGACAGACAAGCGACAAGCGAAGCAGCGACAAAUGACCAGCGACAAAUAGCGAAAACAAGCAGCGAAGACAAAGCAGCGAAAGAUAAGCGAAAGCGAAGACAAGCAGCGAACAAGCGAGACAAACAGCGAGGAACAAAGCAGCGAAGACAAACCCGGCGAAGACAAACAGCGAAGACAAGCGGCGAGAAACAAGCGAAAGCGAACAAGCCAGCGAACAAGCCCAGCGAAAGCGAAGAAAGCGAAGAAGCGAGAAAAGCGGCGAGAAGCGGCGACGAACAGAAAGCGGCGGCAAAUGACGGCGGCAAAGCCGGCGAAGAGAAGCGGCGAAGACAAGCGACGAGACAAACGCAGCGACAAGCAAGCGAAGACAAGCGCAGCGAACGACAAGCGGCGAGGAACAAACGGCCGCAGAAGCGAGACGAAAGCAGCGCGAAGACAGAAGCGAGCGAAGAACGAAAGCAGCGCGAAGACGAAGCGGCGAAGACAAACAGCCGACAGAACAAGCGGCGACAAGCACAACAAGCGACGGAACAAGCUGACGGCGACAAAAGCCAGCGAGCAAGUGACAGCGACGAAGCAGCGACAGAACAAGCGAGACGAACAAGCGGCGAGGGCAAGCGCGAAGAAGCGGCGAACAAGCGGCGAAGACAAGCGGCGAAGAAGACGAAGCGGCGAAAGCAGCGGCAGAAGAAGACAGCGGCAAGCGAGCGAACAAGCGCCGGCGAACAAGAAAGCAGACAAGCGCGCGAAGCGAAGCAGCGAGGCAAGCUGAGCGAACAAGCCAACGCAGCGACGAGCAAGCGAGAGAACGAAGACAAGCCGCGAACGAAGAAGACAACGAAGACAAGCGGCGAAGACAAGCGGACGAAGCAAGCAGCGAAGCGAGCGACGACAGACAAGCGGAGCGACAGAAAAAGCGGCAGCGACGAACAAGCGAAGCAGACAAGCGGCGACAAGAAAGCGGCGACAGAAGCGGCGAACGCAAGCGACAAGCGGCGACAGAAGCGGCGACAGAGAAGCGGCGACGACAAGCAGGCGACAGACGAAAGCGUGGCGACGAACAAGCGACUGGCGACAGAAGAAGCAAGCGGACGAGCGACGACAAGCGGCGACAGAAAGCUGAAGCGACAGAGAAGCGAGACAAGCGGCGACAGAACAAGCGGCGGCGACAGAAGAACGGCAGAACAGACAGAGCGGCGAGCGACAGAAGAAGAAGCGGCGGCGACAGAAGAAGACAAGCCGAGCGACAGAAGCGCGCAGAAAGAACGCGGCGGCGACAGACAAGCGGACGACAAGCGGCGAGCGACAGCGGCGACAGAAGACGGCGAAGACAAAGCGGCGAACGACAAACAAAGCGAAGAGCAAGCGGCGAACAAACGAGCAAGCGAGAAGAAGCGGCGAAGACAAGCGGCGAGCAGACAAGCGGCGAACAAAGCGAGCGAAGACAAAGCAGCGAAGACAAGCGAGACAGCGGCGACAAGCGGCGAACAAGCGGCGAAGACAAGCGGCGAAGACAAGCGAAAGCGAAGAGCAAGCAGACAGAAACAAGCGACAGAAAGCGAGACAAGCGAGCGAGAGCGAAAGCGACUAGCAACGAAGCAGCGAAGCAAGCGAGCGACAAGAAAGCAGCGGCGACAAAAAAAGCCGGCGAACAAGCGGCAGCGACAGAAGCGUAGCGACAGAGAAGCGGCGAACAAGCGGCGACAGAAAAACGAAACGGCGACAGACAGACAGCGACGAGCAAGCGGCGAAGACAAGCGACAGGCAGAAGCGAAGCGGCGACAGAAAACGACGAGCUGGCGACAGAGAAGAAGCAGCGGCGACAGAACGAAGAACGGCGGCAGACAAGCAAGCGGCGACAGAAAACGAAAGCGGCGACAGAGAAAACAGCGGCGACAGAAAACAACCCGGCAGCAGAAAACAGCGGCGACAGAAAAAUGA
Messenger RNA from Oncorhynchus masou masou (cherry salmon), 3615 nucleotides. Its product is annotated as axoneme-associated protein mst101(2)-like. The record is from RefSeq and is a predicted model, not a curated record. The annotation marks the transcript as partial. The transcript is spliced from 8 exons. NCBI's taxonomy places the organism in Eukaryota, Metazoa, Chordata, Actinopteri, Salmoniformes, Salmonidae.